ACCACAAUUCAGGAUGGGGGUGAAGAGGUAGAAGAAGGAGCUGUUUACCAUGUCACCCUGAAAAGAGUGCAGAUUCAGCAGGCUGCCAACAAAGGAGCAAGGUGGCUAGGGGUCGAAGGGGACCAAUUACCUCCAGAGCACACAGUCAACCAGUAUGAAACAUUCAAGAUUAGGACAAUCAAAGCUGGAACUUUAGACAAACUUGUGGAGAAUCUUCUGACAGCUUUUGGGGAUAAUGAUUUUACCUACAUCAGUAUCUUUCUGUCAACAUACCGGGCCUUUUCUUCUACUAAGGAAGUACUAGAACUACUCCUUGACAGGUAUGGGAACCUGGAGAUCCCAAGCUGUGAAGAAGUUGGAAACCAGAAUUCCUCUGAAACUCAAACAGUACUCAGGACUGCGAUAGCAUCAAUCUUGCGAGCCUGGCUCAAUCAGUGCUCUGAGGAUUUCAGAGAGCCACCCAACCACCCCUGCUUGCUGAAGCUGCUGGAUUACCUGAAGAAGCAUAUACCUGGCUCUGACCCGGAGAGGAGGGCACAGAACCUCCUGGAGCAGUUCCAGAACCAAGAAGUGGAAAACAGUAGUGGGUUCUAUAACCCUUCACUCUGUAACCUAAAUGAUGAAGAGGAACUGGAGAUGAGCAGUCCAGAAGAGUUCUCUUUAUUCCCAGAAGACCGUGUGGCAGAACAGCUGACAUACAUGGAUGCGGAACUCUUUAAGAAAGUUGUAGCCCACCACUGUUUGGGAUCCAUCUGGUCUCGAAGGGAUAAACAAGAAAACAAGCACCUGGUAGCUACUAUCAAAGCCACCAUCUUUCAGUUCAAUGCAGUUACCAAAUGUGUUGUUAGCACUAUCCUGAAGAGCAAGGAGCUGAAAACACAGCAAAGAGCCAACAUCAUUGAGAAGUGGAUUCAUAUUGCACAUGAAUGUAGGAUCCUGAAGAAUUUUUCCUCCUUGAGGGCCAUCAUUUCAGCACUGCAGUCCAACUCCAUCUAUCGGCUCAAGAAGUCCUGGGCGUGUGUUCCAAAGGACACAAUGCUGAUGUUUGAAGAGCUGUCUGAUAUCUUCUCAGACCAUGACAAUUAUUUGACAAGCAGGGAGCUGCUGAUGAAGGAAGGAACUUCCAAAUUUGCAAAUCUGGACAGCAGUGUGAAAGAAAAUCAGAAAAGGACUCAGAGGCGACUGCAACUUCAAAAAGAUAUGGGAGUAAUGCAAGGCACAGUGCCUUAUCUUGGUACCUUCCUCACUGAUCUCGUCAUGCUUGAUACAGCCCUUCAGGACUAUAUUGAGGGUGGCCUGAUAAACUUUGAGAAGAGGCGAAAGGAAUUUGAAGUGAUCGCCCAAAUUAAGCUCUUGCAGUCUGCGUGUAACAGCUAUUGCAUGACACCAGACCAAGAAUUCAUCCAGUGGUUCAAGAGACAGCAGCAUUUAACUGAAGAGGAGAGUUUCAGCCUUUCACGUGAGGUUGAAGCAGCUGCUGACACUAGCACCACGUCGCCAAAAUCUCGGAAAAGCAUGGUGAAGAGGUUCAGCCUACUGUUUCAAAGCUCCGAGGUGACGGCCCAUAGCACACCCAUCAAAGAACAACCCAAAUCUACUCCAGGUGGGAGCUCUGGUGAAAGCACGGACUCAGCCAGUGUUUCAUCAUGCGAGCUCAAUCACUCCGAGUCUGAAGACGUCUGCGUUGCCCCCGAAGGCGCUCCCGAGGAGUCUCAGAAGCAGCUCUCUGAAUCUUCUGAAUCCUCCUCCUCCGAAUCCUCCUCUUCCUCCAACCAUUCCACAGACACAUCUUCCUUCGGGGUGUCAUCUUUAACCUCAGCCACUCUCUUGUCAUCCUCUAAUGACAACUCCAAUGACAAGUGCCCCGUCUCCAUGACGCCCAUUACCUCAAAAGUCCUGCCUCCAGUUUACAACCAGCAGAACGAAGAUAUGUGCAUCAUCCGGAUCAGCAUAGAAGAUGACAAUGGCAAUAUGUACAAGAGCAUCCUGCUAACUAGCCAAGACAAAACUCCUGCUGUCAUCAAGAGAGCGAUGUUAAAGCACAACCUGGAAUCUGAUGCAGCUGAGGAUUAUGAGCUUGUACAGGUCAUCUCUGAGGCCAAAGAGCUGGUGCUCCCAUCCAACGCCAACGUGUUCUACGCCAUGAACAGCCGCGUGAACUUCGACUUCAUCCUGCGGAAGAAGGCUCCCGUCAGCAGGGAGCUGAACAUGAGGAGCCGCUGCAGCCUGAUACUCCCCCGGACUGCUGCCAGACGGGGGUGCUGGAGCCACAGGCCCAGCAAAAUUGCACUGUGA
Messenger RNA from Merops nubicus (carmine bee-eater), 2295 nucleotides. It is a transcript of the gene RGL1, whose product is annotated as ral guanine nucleotide dissociation stimulator-like 1. NCBI's taxonomy places the organism in Eukaryota, Metazoa, Chordata, Aves, Coraciiformes, Meropidae. The annotation marks the transcript as partial. Gene Ontology annotation, molecular function: guanyl-nucleotide exchange factor activity. Gene Ontology annotation, biological process: Ras protein signal transduction; positive regulation of GTPase activity. The transcript has 18 exons. Gene Ontology annotation, cellular component: plasma membrane. The record is from RefSeq and is a predicted model, not a curated record.